AUGGCUCUCCUACGCAUGCCCUCCCCGCCAGAGACCAUGGCCGAUGCCACCGAGGCCGAAUUCCUCUCACGCCUGCAACUCAAUCUCGACCUCGAGCACGACCGCAGACGAUACCACGCCAUGAAGGCCGACAUCUUCCAGGGCUGCCAAAGAAUCUGCUACGACCGUAGCUGCCUCCUCCCCUACUUGCGCAACGACGCCUCCAUCCGCCCGCCCUUCAUCUGCACCCAGAUCACCGAGGGCGCGCUGCACGCCGAGGCGCGCCGCAUUUACCGCACCUCGCACCCGGACAUCCAACGCAUCUACGAUCUCGGAGGCGACGAGGGGAGCGCGAGUCGCGGCGCCGGCGGCGAUGGCAGUAACCGUGAGCAGGAGAAUUGGGUGAUUCGCUGGUUGUUGUGGCGGACGUUGUUGGCGGGCGCCGAUGGGGAUGGAGAGAGCGCCGCGCUGGCGGCGAGGAGUAAGAAUGCAGCCGGAGGGGGCGUCGAUGGAAGCAUUGCCGGCCGAGCGAAACAGACGUAUUGGGAUCCCGCGAGGGAGUCAUGGUCGCCGGACAGGGAGAGGAACCAGAGCGCUGCGACCGCUGGUGCCGCUGAAGCUGCGGACAGUUCGAGCAAAUGA
Molecule: messenger RNA, 621 nt
Organism: Neohortaea acidophila
Lineage: Eukaryota; Fungi; Ascomycota; Dothideomycetes; Mycosphaerellales; Teratosphaeriaceae
Exons: 2
Coding region: 1-621 (206 amino acids)
Source: RefSeq, a predicted model, not a curated record